Magallana angulata is the source of this 7214-nucleotide messenger RNA. RefSeq names its product WD repeat-containing protein 90-like. Gene Ontology annotation, molecular function: protein binding. The transcript is spliced from 45 exons. NCBI's taxonomy places the organism in Eukaryota, Metazoa, Mollusca, Bivalvia, Ostreida, Ostreidae. Gene Ontology annotation, cellular component: centriole. The record is from RefSeq and is a predicted model, not a curated record. Bases 132 to 5783 code for a protein of 1883 amino acids.
UUGUUUACAACAUGGCGGUAAAGGAAACGAAUUUCAACUUUUGAUUAACAAAUGGAGCUCUUUUACAAAUUAUACCAUCGAUUUUGAUGAAUGAAAAUUAUUUUAGUACCUAAUUAUCAUUUACAUUAGAGAUGUCACAGCUUUGGCAGCAUCCAUAUGUUAACGUGUUUAAGCAUCUAGACGUAGCAUCAUGGAAAAAAGCUACAAAAGAGGGAGAAGUCAAUGCUAUUAUGGACAAAGCCAUCAAAUGCACUGUCCACAAAAUAACUGGCUCCAUCCCUGCUGGAAAUUACAUACAAUUGCCAAAGUUGCAAUCCCAGUCCCUGGGUCUAACAGGGAAAUACAUAUACAUUCUUUUCAAACCCAUUCCUACAAAGUACUUUGUGGUGCACAUUGAUGUUGCUACACAAGACAACCUAGUUGUGAGAAUAUCAUUCUCAAACUUAUUUAAAGAAUUCAAAUCCACAUCCACUUGGCUGCAGUUUCCUUUUCUUUGCAAUACACCAAAAGGUUCUGUUCAUUCACUAGCAGCUGUUGGAAGUAAAGAUCAUGGCGGUGUUGCUCCCUUGGCUACAAGAUGGACAGUUUUGUGCAUGGACUUCAACCAUGUCUUGUCAUUAUAUUUGAACAGAAGGUUUUCCUACUUGAAAAGUGUCCGACUUUGUGCCAACAUGAUGGUCAAAAAUAUAUUUACCAGUGAUAAUUUAUAUGAGCCAGGACUAACAUUAGAGAAAGCAAAGAAGGCUGGUUUACUAGGUAAAGGAUUGAAUCCUAUGCCUAGAGAAAUGUCAUUCCCAGCUCAAAGGGGAGAGAACUGGAAUGAUUUGUAUGACUUUAUCAGGUUUCCAAAUGACAGCACAAAGAAACCCUUUGACUCAAUACAGUUUCCAGAUGACCCAGAAAUCAGACAAGAUGUACCCAAUGGUGCAGACCCUAAAAGAGUGGCUCCUCGAACUGUUAACAUCAGCCAGUGUGUUACUGACCGAGUGUCUAUGAUAGACAAAAUCACACACCCAAAGCAGAAGGUGAAGCGGCAUAAAGUGACGACAGAGCUGCCCUUUGUGGGAGUGGAUGAUAUGAGCAUUGUAAAGGACUCUGCGGGGGAAGUCCAUGUGUUUGCUCACCCCGAGGAAGAGGUGGUCAUUCACCAGGAGAAUCCCAAGACUGGGGAGCUGAGGCAAGUAGCAAAGAUGCCCACUGGCUCAUACUUGCAACCCAAGAAUCCUGAAUGUAAGAGCCUAGAACCAGACCCAAUUCUCAGACUGAAAAGAAUUGUAGGAUUUGGUGGAUGUUCUUUUAGAGAUGCCCUUUGGUCCCCAGACGGCUCUACUGUAGUGUACCCAUGCCAUGCUGUGGUGAUAGCAAUGAAAGUGAAUAAUGGGCAUCAACGAUUCUUCAUAGGCCACACAGAUAAAGUGUCCUGUGUUGGUUUGAAUGGUGCUGGGACUCUCCUUGCGUCUGGACAGACUGGCCCCCUCAGUGUGGUCAGAGUCUGGAAGUUUGACACCGGGGAAUGUAUGGCCAUGACAAAGACACAUGCUCAUUCUCUGCAUUCCCUCAGUUUUUCUCAUAGAGGAAGUACUCUGUGUGGAGUGGGAAAGGACAGCCAUGGGAAAAAUAUGGUUGUGAUAUGGAACACUUCAAAAGUAAUGAAGAACAGAGAAGUCAGUGUCAUGGCAAAAGCACACUCUGAUGUUGACAUUUCAAGGAUAAAGAUAGCAUCAUUUGAUGAUACAAGAAUGGUGUCCUGUGGGCGUGACAAUGUGAGGUUGUGGAGGGUCAAAGAAGGUCAGUUGAGGUCAGCUCCUGUCAAUUUAGGAGAGUAUCAUCUGAUGGAGUUUACAGACGUCUGUUUUGAAGCUGGAUAUCAUGCAGACAAAGAUCCAGCAGAAAGGAUUGUUUAUGCAUGUAGUAAGACAGGGCAUGUGUUUGAAAUAGACCUUCAGAAAGUCACAAUAAAACAUGUCCGCAGACUUCUACCCAAUGAAAAUAAGGCAGGGAAAGACAAACAGAAAGGCACAGGCCUUGCAAUAAACUGCAUGAGUGUGAAUGAGACCUUCUGUGUCAUGGGGUCAGAUGAUGGGUAUUUGAGACUGUGGCCACUGGAUUUUGAGCAUGUGUAUCUUGAAGCUGAACAUGAGGGGCCUGUUACAGCAGUAGACUUCUCUGCAGAUGGAAUGAAAAUACUGGCAGGAACAUCAACAGGUAAUCUUGGAAUACUUGACAUCUCUACCCGUGGAUACACCACUGUUAUGAGAUCCCACACAGGGAGAAUUUCUGGUGUAGCAGUGGACCCCUACAGGAAACACAUGGCGACAGUGUCCAGUGAUUUCACCAUUAGAGUUUGGGACUCAGAAACUCUGCAACAGCUGUAUGAUUUCAGUGCACCCGAUGAAUGCCCCUGUGCUAUAUCUUACCACCCGUCAAGACAGAUAUUUGCCUGUGGGUUUGAGAGUGGAGUUGUACGUGUAUUCAAUGUCCAGACAACCAGCAUGCUGGCUGAACACAAACAGCACCGCGGUAAGAUAAUUGGCUUGGCGUUCUCCCCGGUGGGGGACUACCUGUACAGUGCGUGCUCCCUGGGCUCCCUGUCACUGUAUGAUGCUGAGUCAGACCGCUACACCUUACUGAGACUUCUGGCUAACACUGUGGUCAGGACAGACCGACUGGGACCAGAGGCCAUUGCUGUUAGUCCUGAUGGCAGGAGGGUGGCUUUCAUUGGACCCUCUGAGUUUACAGUCUGUGUGGUGGAUGCCAAAUCUUUAAGUGAGGUUCUGCGAAUAGAUAUUUCCAGUAGCAGUGCCUGUGAUUCCAAGUCUGGUAACUUGGACUCAGCUGAGCGAGUCUACUUUGCACCUCAAAGUCUGGGUCACCUCCUGGUGACAACCACCAACAACAAACUCCUGAAGUUUGAUGCCAAAUCUGGAAGACUUCUCUCAGAGAUUGGAAACAUUCAUCGCAGUGGCUGUAGUUGUCUGGCAGUCUCAGAGUCAGGGCGCCACCUGGUCACUUGUGGGGACAAAGUGAUCAAAGUCUGGGACUACAACAUGAAAUUGGACAUCAACUUUCAGGUUUUUAUUGGACAUUCUGAAAAUGUUAGUAAGGUGAUCUGGACUCCUGAUGGGAAGAAUGUCUUAAGUGUAGGGGAAGCUAUUUAUCUGUGGGAUUUCAUGGCAUUUAGGCCUCCUUCACCUCCCAAUGAAGGAAGACAAGUAAGGGAGACAAGUUUUCCAGCCUACCCCAAACCAGAGAGAGUUGGAGACAGCCUGCAAGAUCUAAGCCGGAGUCUGGCUGAUGCGUACCUGGAGAUGCCUCGUCGAACACCACCUAGACCCAUGCGCCCAAUGAAUGCUGGAUCACCGGGUCGCUCCAUUGAUUCCAGGAGGUCAUCCCCGGGUCGCGUUGCAGACUUGAGUUCAAUACACAAGGUCUAUGAAGAUACCAUAAGCAGUUCUGUGCUUGUGGAUAGGACAGCUGAGAGAAACAUUAUGACAGAUCAAACCAGUGAAUGUGAUUCUGUUGAAGUACAUGUAUUACCUAAAAACUUGCCACAGAACUUAUCAGAUUCUUACCAAAAGUUAAGAUCAGCUGAAAAUAGUCGACAAAACACUCCAGUUAAAAGCAGAACUAAAAAAGCUUUUGGGAAGAGACCCAGCACAGCAUCUCCAACAGGGGAACCAGUUAAACCAUUGUGUGCUAAACACUUCAUUGCCAGAGAGAAGGAAUAUGGACUGGCUCAAAGGCGAUAUACAGCCCCACCUAAUCAGGCUGGAGUGAAGUUGAAGUCUGUCAUUGGUUAUAAUGGCAAUGGCCGAGGGAACAUGGUCUGGCAUCCAGACUCAGCUCUCUUUAUCUACACUUGUGGUGCUGUGAUUAUUAUGGAGGACCUUGGCUCAGGAAAACAAAAUUUCUUAAUGGGUCACACAGAAGAAAUAUCAACAAUAGCAAUUCAGAAUGAUAGUCAGGCUUUGGCCUCAGCCAGUGGGUCGUUUGGAAUCUCCCCGAGUCAGAUCUGUAUCUGGGACUUACAACAACAAGUGUGUAAGAAGGUCCUCAGUCACCAUGAACAUAACAUUGUAUGCCUUGAUUUCUCCAGGGAUGAUCGAUUCCUGAUCUCUGUUGGUGACUACCAGGAUUGCACCAUUGUUGUAUGGAGCACACGGAAUUAUGAAAUCCUGACCACAUCCAAGGCAACCUCUGCCAUUCAUGACUUGAAAUGGGAUCCGUUUUCUGUCAAUGAAUUUGUGUCUGUAGGGCAGGAUGGAUCUGUGCUCUUCUGGCUGUUAGAUGAAACUAAAAAUAAUGCUUGUCUGAAUGUUCAUGAGGCUGAAGUACCAGAGGAACUGUUACAAAAACAUGGAAGCUCUGAUGUUGUGGAGUUUACCUCCUUGGACUUCUCAGGAGACAGUACUCUAUACAUUGCCACAAACAAUGGGAAAGUUUCUGCCUGGGACACGAGGCACAACACAUGCUUCAUGCACUGGGAGGCAGACAACUCAGAGAUUGAUACUGUUAUCUGUAGAAAUGGCCGCCUGUUGACAGGUAGUGUGGGUAAGAACCUGCGGAUGUGGUCACUGACUGGGGUCAGAGAUAUGAGGUCCGGAGACAGUCCCAGCAUGCCUUGUGGUGGUCUUACAAUGGAGGAUGAGAUGAACCUAGAAGGUUCUGUAGUUGCAGCAGCUUUUGAUGAGGCUUUGGAUAUGGGGAUUGUUGGAACAAGCUCUGGAACUUUAUGGUACAUUAACUGGCCAGAGCGAGAGAGUAUUCGUCUAAUUUCUAGUCAUGUACAAAAGAUAAACAGCCUGUCUAGCUUUGGCAGUGAACACAUGGCCACCUGUUCUGAUGAUGGAACACUUAGACUAUGGACUGUUGCCAGCAGAGAACAGGCCUUGCAAUUCCAGGUCUUAGAUCAGAAAUGCACUUGUCUGGCUUUUGCUCCCGGUGAGCUUCCGGCUGCUGAUGAUAUGAAGGAGAAGAGCAUGGUGAACUUGCCAUUUGUUGUGGCAGGGUAUGGGGAUGGGACUGUCAGGAUGUUUGAUAUCAACAAGGAGGAAAUGGUUCUCAAGAUGCAUCCUCACGCAGUAUCAGUCACUGCCAUAAGUUUUUCCUCAGAUGGAAGAAUGAUAAUAUCUGGGGGAAGUGAUGGGCUAAUUGCUGUUAGUAGCCCUACCACAGGAAUGACAGUACGAGUCAUCAGUGACCACAAGGGGGCCCCCAUUACUAAUAUAGAUGUCACCACUAGGCAGGAAAUAGAUUCUCCAGUAUCCGCACCCUAUCUGUGGUUGGCUACCAGUGCUGAUAGGCGUGUCAGUGUUUGGUCAGCUGAUUGGACGAAAGAUUUCUGCGAGCUUGUUGAUUGGUUAACCUUCCCUGCCCCUGCUUUCCUGCCUGAUGGUUCAGUGGUGUCAAAUAAAGACAAGAAAUCUUGUGAGAAGCUGCCUCCAUCUUUGGCCAAAUUCUCAACAGAAGAAGAUGAUGUAUUAGUGUAUGUUGGUUAUGGAAUGCAGAAAUGUAUCCAGUUUUACAGUUUGUCACAAAGAAAGGUUAUAAGAACAGCUCCUCUGACUCACUGGUCUAACUGCCUGGAUGUAUCAGAAGGAACCCCAUUGAUAGCAGUCGGAGUCAAUGAACGCUUGGUUAAGUUGGUAGAUUACUAUGAAGGCAGCUUCCAGGAUUUCAUUGGUCACUGUGAUACGAUUGAUGUUCUCCGAUUUUCCCAGGAUUCCAAACUCUUGUUUUCAGUGUCUCAUUCCGAAAUAUUUGUUUGGGAGGUCACUGUGUAGGGCAUGCUCAUAAACUGUAAACAAUACCUGUAGAUUGUAGAAAUGGACUAGAAUGCAUGUACCAGUAACCUAUUGUUCACAAUGCGUCAAAGACAUUUCAUUGACAGAAACUCAUUAAUUUUAUGUGACAAUUGAUAUUGCUGGAAUUAAAGCCAUGCCAGAUUAACUCAAUAUGUAGAGGAAUGAAAUUAAUGUUUGUGAUAUGUUUUUCAGACAGUACGUUAAUGUACACUUAUUUAUUUUUAAACAAGUAUAUGUUGUUGCUUAUCAGUAGUUAUACAUGUACUAUGCAUAGAGUACCAUGAAUAAAACAUUAUUAUAACAUAUAUAUGAGCCUCCCUUUGAUUUAUAUCAGUUUGUCACUUAACAGCAACCCUUCCAUGUUUUUUGUUUAUUCUAUCAGAAAUAUUUAGAUAUACAUUUCAAAAAUUCAGACCUUUAAAAUAAGAUUUUAAACAGUCUAUUCAAAACUGAUUUCUUCAAAAUCUUGUAAAAUAUUUACCUAAAAUUUUGUUUAUUAAAUGUAAAAUUCAUAUACCAGUUGAAUAUCGAGGACCUGGUAUAUAUAAUGCUCCAAUGAUGAUGUACAGUCACAACAGAAAUUAAUUACCGGUAUUUCACAUUUCAUCUGUAAAUAAUAUGGUUUAUAACUUUUAUUAGAUGUGUGGCAAUCUGCUGGUCAUCAAAAGUUUAAAUCAUUGACAUUUUAUUGAUCAACAGACAUGUGUAUCUGAUUACAGUACAAAUAGCCAUGGAUGGUUGCCUUCAGGCAUCAUUUCAGACCAUUACCAAUCCCAAAUUUUAUUGUCCAAUUUUUAGCCAUUUGCCAUCAGAUAAAGUUUCAAUAUAAAAUCUAAAUUUGGAAAUUUUGUUUUAUUUCACUCUAGCAUCAGGAGUAAGAGUAAAGUUCAUUUUGAGAGCUGUGUAAUUUUUGUUUACAAUAAGCCCAUUUUUACAAUGUAUGCUGUUGCAUUUACAUGGCUACUUGGGGUAUCAGCAGCGUUAGGCCAGACAGCUGAAAAUCCUUGUACAUACUUAAGGGGGAUAACUGGUCUUAGUUUUUACGAGUCGCGACAUUCCAAUGGGCAGUGGAUUGAUAUGAACUGUGCCCAGGGAUCCGCAUACAAUGAUCAAACCUGUUCAUGUUCCGAUUUCAUUUCUGGAUGUAAGCUGUAUGCCACUUCAAAUGUAAAUCAAUUUGCCUACAUUGUUAAUGGCAUUGUUUAUUACAAGACCUGUUCCUUUGAUACGGUGUACAAAUCUGAAUUCUGUGGCUGCUACUGAAAUAUUCAUGGAAAAAUGGUUAAGAUUUCAUAGAUUUUAAAUCAUAGAAUAAAAUUCUUUAUACAAGUGUCAAUUUGAUCCUUUUAAAAAUGUCUGUAGUACAUGUAUGAUUGUGUAUCUAAAUUAAAGGAUCAUUUAACUACAAAA